Molecule: messenger RNA, 489 nt
Organism: Gordionus sp. m RMFG-2023
Lineage: Eukaryota; Metazoa; Nematomorpha; Gordioida; Chordodea; Parachordodidae
Exons: 4
Coding region: 52-381 (109 amino acids)
Cellular component (GO): extracellular region
Molecular function (GO): chitin binding
Source: RefSeq, a predicted model, not a curated record
AAAAAUUUUUUAUAUAAUUUCUUUAAAAUUAUUUUCGAUUUAAAAAAUAUUAUGUUUAUCAAAUACUAUCCGAUCAUUGUAUUAGCGUUUGUACUAUUACAGGUUGUUUAUGGAUUGAUUAGGAAGAAUGAUAAUUAUGGAAAAUUAGACUGGUACUCUUAUAAGAAAUCCCGCCACAGACGCCAACCAUGCACAUGGGACACCUACGCCUUAUGCGACGGAAAUAGCCAUAGAAGAAUAUCUUAUCCUGGAUGCGAAUUCGUAGAUUGCAGAGUUUCUAACAAACCCAUCAUGAAUUGUGGACAGGGCACACUAUUUAACCAAAAUUUGCAAGUGUGCGAUUGGCCUGAUAAUGUAAAGUGUCUUUGCGUUCCAGCUUAAAACAUUUCAUUAUAAUUAUAUUAUUAUUUACAUUUAUAUCUCGCAAAUUGCAAUUAAUGUGAAAUGAUUAUUAUACCUUUAUAAAAAAAAAGUCUUGCUACUGUCGAA